Diuraphis noxia (Russian wheat aphid) is the source of this 558-nucleotide messenger RNA. RefSeq lists its product as uncharacterized. The record is from RefSeq and is a predicted model, not a curated record. Lineage: Eukaryota; Metazoa; Arthropoda; Insecta; Hemiptera; Aphididae.
GUGACUGUGGUCGGAGUGGCUAGGACGGGCCAACUACACGAGGACGUCGUCAAUCCCACCCUGGAGGCUAUCGAUGCGUGGAUAUCCAGCAGUGGCCUUGAGCUCGCGCACCACAAGAGCGAGGCGGUGCUUCUUACCAAAUGGCGAGCGUUUGUCCCUCCUCGCCUCGUGGUUGGCGGACACCACAUCGAACUAGCCAAGAAACUGAGGUACCUCGGCGUCAUAUUGGACCAGAGGCUGACCUUCACGCCCCACAUCAAGACCGUAGCUGAGAGGGCCUCCCGCUUGACAGUGUCCCUGGCGAGGAUACCGCCGAACGUAAAGGGCCCGUGUCAGUGGAAGCGGAGGCUCCUCUCCUCGGUGGUCGAGAGCCAAUUGUUGUACGCGGCUCCGGUGUGGGCCACCAAAGUGUCUAAAACCGCAAGACCUACGGCAAAUCUGAUCCGGCCCCAGAGGACAGCCGCCUUGAGGGUGAUAAGGGCCUAUCGCACCGUCUCGGAUGAGGCAUCCCUAGCGCGAAUGCCACCAACGGAUCUAGUGGCGCUAGAAAAGAAGUAA